GCUCAAUAUAACUUUCUUCACUGGAACAGCUGAAGUCGUAGAUGCAGAUAGAUGUGGAAUAUAAAUAUUACUGUAUAUUAGAGUAAAGCCUAAAGAGGAUUUAAUUGAAAACAAUAUUGUUCGCUUAUAUCUACUGUUCUAAUUCCAGAAUGAUGGAGAAGAGUUGCAGCCAAAAUAUACAUCAUUGAUAUUAUUGUGUUCUCUGGACAAAUGUGUUACCACCAACUUACGUAUCUAACAUCUUAUGUUAUCCAAUCAGGAAGCAUUCUAGAUACUAAUAGAUUGCUUUUUUUUAGAAGUUUGAUAAGAAAUUAAAAUUGUAACCAAUCAUCUAAUCAAAUAAACUAAUUAUUUCUGAUAAAUAUAAAAUGGGUGGGAAUGUGGGAAAAUAAAAACUUGGCAGAAAAAAAUAACGUUAUUACAACGUAAAUUCGUUAAUCAAUUUUAUCUACUACUACAUUAUUCCAAUGGAAAAUAGUUCUCCUGUUGUUCAACAACCAACAUCAGUACAUAGGCAGACAUUCGAAAGAGAAUGGAGUAGUGGACUUUGUGCUUGUUUUGAUGACCUACCAACAUGUUGUCUAGUUCUAUUCUGUCCUCAUUGUUACAUGUGUUAUUUAUAUAAUAAAGAAGGGGAAUCAUGCUGGGUUCCAUUCUGUGGUGCAGGCAUUUUACCAUUACGUAUUAAACAUCGUGUUAUACACAAAAUAAUGGGUACUCUAAUGAAUGAUGUUUGUAUUACAUGCUUUUGUGGACAAUUAGCUACAUGUCAAUUAAAACGUGAUAUAGAUUAUGCAAAAUCUAUCAGAAUGGAAAUUUAAAUAAUAUUACACACACACACACACACAAAGAGAGAGAGAGGGAGAAAUAUGGUCAGGUAUUUUUCGUAAACAUCGAAAAAACUAGUCUGCUGUUUAUUUUUUUAAAUGUUCAAUUUUACAUUUCGAAAGGUUCACCCUGUUUUUUUUUUAUAGAAAAAACCGUAGAAAUUUAACACUUACACAGAUAAUUAAUUAUAUUAGAUUGAAUGAUUUGAAUGCAAUUUUCCAAUGAAAACAAACAAAUAGACUUGUUUGUAUUGAAUUGCUCAUUUAUAAAGACAAAACAAAACAAACAAGAGAUAGAUUCUAUCUAGAAUGAAUGAAAAAUUACUGGGUUUUUUGUUGAUUCAUUUCAAAAUUUCACAAAAUAUCACUAUUUGAAUUAACCAGUUUUUUUUAAAUUAUUGUUCUGUUUUAUCAUUGAACACAUUCAAUUUGUAAAAAAACUUGAACGCUGUAAUGGUGUUUUUUUAGUGUUUUUGUUUAAAUAAUUGUUUUAAGUACGUAACUGACUGUUACAUUCAACUGUUAAAAGACUAUGAUAAAAAAAUCUGUUAAAAUUCCAAUGAUUAAGUAAAUUAAAUAGAAAGGGGUUUUGUGGAUAUUAAUAGUUGAGUUCAUAAAUCACUUGAAGCUAAACAAUCAUGGAAAACCUGGAAGCAUUGAACUGCCAUUUCGUCUUAGUAUGAGACUCCACAGCAGUGCGCAUCCGCGAUCCUGCUACACGAGAUUUGAACCCAGGAACUAUUGGUAGUAGAUUACUGUGUGGUGGACCAAACAGUAUAUUAACCAAAAAGGAAUAGCAAUAAAGUUAUUACGUCCAAAAGUUAAUAUAACAAUAAACAACCUAUAAAUUAUUAACGCAAAAUAAAGGUUCAGGGACAUUACUUAAAUCAGAUGGCUGUUGCGUGUUCCGUCGUGCUUGGUACCAAAGAUCCACAAUUAUAGAUAAUUAAUAAUUUCAAUGAGGUAAAUAUGGCUCCAGCCAGUUUUCUCGACGUCGAAUGCAAUAGGAAUGUCAUAACAGUCUAUAAAUAUAGUUGACAGUUAAUCAAUAGUUUAGUUAUUAUAUCCACAGGCAUGAUAGAACGAGGCAUGCGUGUAUAAGAGUGUAUUUAAUAAUGCACAGUUAACAAUGUUGUGCUAUGUGUAAUUCAAAAAGGAAGUUAGUUGUCAAGGUCACAUAUUUAAACAACAAGUACAAUCGUUCAGUGAUAAAUGUACAGAUUAUGGAAAUAAACAAAAUAAAUGCAAAAGCUAUCAAAACUAUUUACAAAAUAGGUUUAUUAGGCCUAUCUCCACAACUGAAGACAAUGGUGGACGGUGGCGCGAUUUCGUGGAUUGGUUGAAGUUAGACAUUAACACGGUUGGUCCAGGGAUUAAGCGAUCGCGCGCGAGACUGAAGGUCUUGGGUUGGAUUGCACGUGAAGGAUCGUGGAUGCGCACUGUUGAGGAGUCCUAUGCUAGGACGAAACGGACGUCUAGUGCUUCCAGGUUUUCCAUGGUGAUCUAGACUCAAU
This is a messenger RNA of Schistosoma haematobium, 2341 nucleotides long. It is a transcript of the gene PCR10, whose product is annotated as Protein PLANT CADMIUM RESISTANCE 10. The coding region runs from base 468 to 821 and encodes 117 amino acids. The transcript has 4 exons. NCBI's taxonomy places the organism in Eukaryota, Metazoa, Platyhelminthes, Trematoda, Strigeidida, Schistosomatidae. The record is from RefSeq and is a predicted model, not a curated record.